Molecule: messenger RNA, 2942 nt
Organism: Halteromyces radiatus
Lineage: Eukaryota; Fungi; Mucoromycota; Mucoromycetes; Mucorales; Cunninghamellaceae
Exons: 12
Coding region: 32-2818 (928 amino acids)
Biological process (GO): protein phosphorylation
Molecular function (GO): protein binding; ATP binding; protein kinase activity
Source: RefSeq, a predicted model, not a curated record
AAUCAUAAUUUAUUUUAAUUUGUGAGUUGGGAUGACAACCAAUACAACAACCAACGCUGGCUACUCAUCACGCUUGGGAAAUAGAAACAAAGUUGGACCGGAUGCCAUAGUGGAUAAAAUGAAACAGAAUCAAUAUAAUACUGAUGAAAAGCUAGUCAUUGAUUUCAUCCAAAUGGCACUUGAUAUCACAUUAACUCAUGGACAACUACAUCAUGAUCUUAAAGAUGGUGUGGUGUUAUGCAAUCUUGUCAAUCAACUUCGUCCAGGUACCAUCAAGACUGUGGGACAAAAAGAUUUGUCUUUUAUAAAGAUGGAUAAUAUUACUCGAUUUUUACAAGGUGCUCGACAGCUUGGACUUGAAGACUCUCAGUUAUUUGAAACCAUCGAUCUAUUUGAAGCAAAAGAUAUGCCAAGGGUCAUCCAUACUAUUCUGACGUUAUCACAACUUUUCAUCAAAACGGAACCCGAGAAAUACUCCUGGCUUCAAGUUAAAGGAGGAUGUUCGUCAUCGGCACCAUCAUCGUCAGUAACUUCAUCAACAGUAAGGGGAACAGAUCAGGGGCCACUUUCCAUUUCAACUCCCGCCGGAACUUCUACUACAUCUGAAAAUUUACCUCCUUCCACCCUUACUUCUUCUUCUUCCACUUUAUCCACUAAUUCUAUUAUUUCCUCUUCUCAAGAUGAGGAUACUGAAGCAAAGUAUCGUCAUGUUCGAGAUAUAUUUUCAUGCUUUGAUAAUCAAGACUUACGUGUUAUAACUGAUGCUUCCCUUGACCACAACACUAAUACUUCAAAAGAAUUAUCCUUGGCCAACGAAUUGGAUUGGUAUGUUCCUACACAAACUCCUACUGUUUUAUCACGUCCUCCAAAGUCACCUUUAAGAACAAGCCAACGUUCUAAAUCUGUUGGUCGACGACGCUCCUCUACUACGACAGCAACUUCCAGCAAGUCUACUAUGCCAGCAACUUUGGAUGAUUUACACACUCUAUCACCUUCUUCUUCAUGUUCUUCACUAUUAUCAUCUUCAUCCAUCUUAUCACCCAACACUCCUGAUACUCAAGUGUCAACUGACGACUCUCAUAAUUGGUCUUAUAAUCAAAAAGUACAUAGUCAUAGUGAUUUACCUCCACGACAACCUCAUUCAAGUCGACGUUCAUCCAAUGCACAACAACAAACCACAGGUAGUUUAGGACGUCAUUCAAAAAAGCAUCACCAACAACAACAACAACAACAAGAUCAAGAAGAAGAUAAAGUUCGACUUUAUCUUCAAGGACAAGAUGGAUCCACAAGUAUUCAAUACCAAUUAGGAAACUGUAUUGGUAAAGGUCAGUUCGGAUCUGUCUAUCGUGCUUUGGAUUUGGCCACUGGUGAAAUUGUGGCAGUCAAACGUAUCAAAUUGGAAGAUGGAGAAUUGGAUCAAGAAAUGAUGAAAGAAGUUGAUUUACUGAAAACAAUGUCUCAUCUUAAUGUCAUUCAAUAUCUUGGAUUUAUUCGAAACCGACAUCAUAUUAAUAUUAUUUUGGAAUAUGCUGAAAAUGGUUCUCUCAUGUCAACUUUGAGAUCUUUUGGUGCUUUUCCUGAAAAACUAGUGGCUUCCUUUUGUGUUAAGAUUCUUAACGGUCUCGAUUAUUUACAUGACAAUCAAGUAGUACAUUGUGAUCUCAAAGCUGCUAAUAUCCUUACUACAAAAACAGGUGAUGUCAAGUUGACUGAUUUCGGUGUGUCUCUUAAUCUCAAAAUCAAGGCUGUUGAUGAUCAAACAGUAUCUGGGACCCCCAACUGGAUGGCUCCUGAAGUGAUUGAAAUGAAAGGUGCUUCUACCAAAUCUGAUAUAUGGUCAUUGGGAUGUACUUUGAUUGAAUUAGUGACUGGAAAACCUCCUUAUGCAGACUUGAUAUCUAUGUCAGCCAUGUUCCGUAUUGUUGAGGAUGAUUAUCCUCCUCUACCUGACAAUAUUUCAGAGGACAUGCGUGAUUUCCUUUUAUGUUGUUUCCAAAAGAAUCCAGAUGACCGUCCCACUGCCAAGACUCUAAAGGAACAUCCAUGGAUUCAGUAUCAUCAACGUAACACCAAAUCAACAGCCAACGCCACUACUAGUGAUGGUACUUCAGACGUUAUUCCAGAUACUGAAGAUAGACAGAGUAUACAUCAACGAUCCAUUGCUCGUUCUUCUAUGGAUUCUAUUCGACGACAAAUUCAACAAAGUCAACACAAUCAUCACCAACUACCUAACUUGGAAGAAGGAGAUUAUGCUACACAUCGCUUUAUUCAGACCUCUUUUGGGAAAAUCGUGGAAUGUAAAGUCUGUGGAGAACUACUACGAGAACAAGCUAUUUUUUGUGAAACAUGUUCUCUUAUUUGUCAUGAUGAAUGUAAGAAAUUAGCUUUCUCUUGCCCUCCCAAAGUGAAUGAACAACAACCUUCAUAUGAUUGGGUAUUCUCCGCCAAGAUUUACAAUCGCAAUAGUAAUAAGGAAACUAAAUCAUCACCAAGAUCAAGUAUACCAACAUUUGGUGUUCGACGAGCAAGUACAACAAGACUUCGACAACCUUUAGCAUCAGCUCUACGUGAUCAUCCUCAAGCUGAAAGUAUUCGAAAAUAUUCUCGAGCAUUAGGACUUACUCCACAAGAACAACAAGCAUUAUUGGAAAAUCCUGCAUUACUUUCUCAUACGAUGGCAUUAGAAGAAUCACUUCGUGGCACCAAUGGACCUAAUACUAUAACAAAAUCUACUAUUAUUGAUCGAUUUUCAAAUAUCAAAAAAACAGGUGAUGGUACUUCUAAUGGAAUUAAAGAUGAUCAAUGCAUCGUAUCUUAACGUACCUUUAUUUUUUUUUUUAUAUCUAUUUAUUAUGAUUUACUAUUUUUAUUCUUGUUGUUUAUUUCUUUAUUUUUACUUAUUUUGUGUUUUUUUAAUAAACUAUUGUUUUUUUUCUUUUUUU